This is a messenger RNA of Pteropus alecto (black flying fox), 799 nucleotides long. RefSeq names its product phospholipase D family member 5 (gene PLD5). NCBI's taxonomy places the organism in Eukaryota, Metazoa, Chordata, Mammalia, Chiroptera, Pteropodidae. The record is from RefSeq and is a predicted model, not a curated record. The transcript is spliced from 3 exons. Bases 70 to 402 code for a protein of 110 amino acids.
GCGCUCGGUGCCGGCUCCGCGCGCCCAGCCCGAGUCCGCUGCGCCCGGCCGCCGUCUGGUCAUGUCAGGAUGGAGAUCCGGCAGCACGAGUGGCUCUCGGCCUCCCCCCACGAGGGCUUCGAGCAGAUGAGGCUCAAGAGCCGCCCCAAAGAGCCCUCGCCGAGCCUGACCCGAGUGGGCGCGAACUUCUACAGCAGCGUCAAGCAGCAGGACUACAGCGCCAGCGUCUGGCUCCGGAGGAAAGACAAGCUGGAGCACGAUGAAGUCCUUCCCUGGAAGCUCGCGGUCCUCACGUCCCAGCCCUCAACCCUUCUCCAGUACUACGAGGUCUGUGGGGUCUGCCUGGGUUCCACCCUCAAGCCCCAUCUUGGCUCUGCCUGGGAAGUUUAUCCUCUUCUUUGAAGUUGAAUUUUCCUGGGUGACAAGUGCGGCUGGCUCAUUAAGACAUGCUGGUUGCAGAGAGUGAGAAAGACGGCUUCUCAGCAGACUGGUUGGUGUGCGGACUUGGAAGUGCUUGGCUGUAAAACUGUGAGAGAUUGCCACGCCCGUCACCUCGUCCUUCAUCUCUAGGUCUGAGGAGGCCAUUUGCCACUCAGCUUAGAUGGUAGGUCUCCCUUUCUCUGGUCCAUUAUAGGGAAUCGGGAUCUAGAGAUGAUGUCCCAGAACCUUUCUAUGGUAUCUAUGGAAUACAAUAAAAUCACAAACGUAUUAAGAAAAUGUUCCCUUCAUAGCCUCCCUUAGAAAUGCAUCUUUAUUUAGAAAGUUCCUCCCGGCAUCUAAUUAAAUCUUCUCGUUACAA